This is a messenger RNA of Cantharellus anzutake, 1773 nucleotides long. RefSeq lists its product as uncharacterized. The record is from RefSeq and is a predicted model, not a curated record. The annotation marks the transcript as partial. Lineage: Eukaryota; Fungi; Basidiomycota; Agaricomycetes; Cantharellales; Hydnaceae. The transcript has 7 exons.
UCGAACGCAUAUAGUGUGGCUAGCUGUAUUUUGGGUAUUGUGUUCAAGCCUAAGUCAGCAAAGAGGUUCCUUGAGAAGGUAACUUCCUAAAUUGGGAGAUCGGAUCCUGGCGGGCCUCAUGUUUUCUGCGCUUUGCGUCAAAUUUGCCCAUCUUACCUGAAGCAAAAGCUCAAUUUCCUUCUACAACUCGUCAAGCAACUUCCGUAUUUCCGUAGUGCCCACGUCGAUCGAUCGCAACCCGUACCAUGUUCAAAGGCGCUCCGAGAAGAGAUCUUCCUGGUCUGCAGAACUUGAACCUUCCCCCAGUUUCCCCAACACUUACGAACGCAACCUUACGCUCAAAUGUAACAUCUACAACGCAAAUAUACCGGCAUUACGACAAGAAAAAGCAACAGAAUGAAUGGGGGUGCUGACAUUAUGUUCCUCUCCCGCUACCAGUCUCCGCAGCCAAAUUACCCUCCUAUAGGGGUAAUGGCCAAGCAGCGCUACUUGACGCUGGCGUACGAAGACAUGGAGACGAUCAAGAUUCUCCCACCCACCUUCGCAGAUGCUGUUGCCGUCGCCAAAGAAUGGGUCAGACCGCCCCUGGGGUACCUUUCCAAUUACGAGUCCCGGUUGAAUACGCAUCCAUUCAAGCAUCUAGACUCCUUCAAGGUUGGAUCAAACGCACUUCCUCCCUCCACCAUUAAUCUAAAUCAUCUGUUUUUGUUAGGACCAUACCUCUACAUCGACACUGAUGACACUUAUCAACUUGCGCAAACUUCACACGGUUUGCGCAUGGAAAUCGUGACGGAUGCACCACCUCCCCCUGAAGAGGAAGUUAAUCCUCCGCCUCCCCCCCCACCUCCUAUCUUAGAGAUGCCGGCGACCUUCAAUUUGGAGCUGACACCAGGGCGGACAGUUGCGUUAGAGACGAACUGUGAAUCGGAUGAUCUGGACAUGUCACGCACUGAGGACGGAAUGCUCGUUGAAGGAUCGUUUUGGGGCGUCUUGAAAAUCAUUCAUCAAGACGACAAUCAUUCGAUGGACUUCUCAGGAACUCGGCUGGGCAUUGCCUCCGCCACUGCUCCAGUCAUUCCUAACGAGCUUUUCUUCGACUCUAGAGUCAUGGCGAAACUCAUGAUGGCUGCUGCAAGGCCAACAACCGCGAAGUGUGCCCUGACGAUUCUUGCGCCCAGUCAACAAUACUGUGACGUUAACAUCAGUCUGGCACCAAUGUGGCGGUUUGGUACGACGUAUCCUACAGCGGAGCCUGCAGGGGAUCGUAAAAUCAAAUAUUUCUUACGGGGCCAUCCCGAUGGGUAUUUAGAGCACUUCGAAUCUAAUGCUGUAGUCACGUCAUUAUAUUAUGAGGCCCUUCCAGACACAUCGCAAAUGGAUCCAGUCUCAUACAUAUCCCCCUCCAAUGGAUUCGCCAUGCCGCUUUCGUUGUUUAUCCCUCACAUUAGCAAAGUAUUGGAUGACCUUGGCCUUUCCAUCUCAGCGAGAACCCUUAAUGCUGUGGCGAAUUUCGCUAAUCAUAAGCACAUUGCCUACCGUUUCAUGCAGCCGGCGCGUCUGUCCGCUGCUAUCGAUCUUAGCGUAUCAACGGAACCUGCUGUUUUUACUCGAAUUUUCUUGAUGUGGCGGGGGGUCAGCGACGAAGAGAUGGUGAAAUUUGCAGACUCUAGCGAGAAGGAGGCAGACGCAAAAGAGUGGAAGGAAGUCAUUGGCUUCAGCGACGAAAGUAAAGACAUAUCGAAGUUUAGAGUGUUGGAGACAAGCAUAAUGGAG